ACUGCAUAAGAAAACAUUUCUUUCAUUUUCGAAAAACAUUCUCAAAGGUUCCUUUUCUAACAUCUUGAUUCUCGACGAAGCUUAUUAACGGAAGUACAAGUUAUUCCAAUGGAUGUCUUCAUAUCGGAAGAGUAUGUCUACCGCCGGAGAAUGGAGAAAAAAGCUGCCGCCGUUGCCGAUAAAAAUGUGAGGCUAGGCUUUUGUACAAGUAAAGUACAGGAAAAGAGAAAAAGCCAUCCUCGGAUAUCUGAAUCUCGGCCGGAAAAGGAGUUUCAGGUUACCGGCGGUGGUGUUUAUGAGAGUUUUGUGUUCCAAUGCUUCUCUCCAUAAUAACCAAAGCGUUCGCGUUUAGUGAUUCAAACGCAGACGCAGUUGCAUGUGCAUGGGCGCUUACUAGUUGUAGCUCUUGUAUUGUAGUAACUCUUGGUUUAUUUGCUACUAUAGUGAGUUUUUUUCCUAAUUAACAAUGUGUUGUUAAUCAUAAACUAAUACUAUUUGAUAAACGUUAA
Messenger RNA from Brassica oleracea var. oleracea, 509 nucleotides. RefSeq lists its product as uncharacterized. The record is from RefSeq and is a predicted model, not a curated record. Lineage: Eukaryota; Viridiplantae; Streptophyta; Magnoliopsida; Brassicales; Brassicaceae. Bases 109 to 330 code for a protein of 73 amino acids. The transcript has a single exon.